AUGCCACUGAGAAGCUCUCUUCCUUUGACCUCAGUUUCACUAUACGCUUCUUCUCCUUGGCUUCACGCGAAACCCUUCCCGUCACAUUCUCUUCGCUCCGUACGAGCGAGCGUAGCAGCAGCAACAACAAGAGCCAUAACAACCGCCAAUUGGAUCACCGGAACCGUCUUCCGAUCAUCCCGAGAAGAAAUCGAACGAACCAAACGGCGGAGAAGAGAGAUUGUUGAAGAGAGUGGCGAUGAGGAUGGUUGGCAUGGGAAGAACGAGAGGUUGAGAGAGAGAGUUGACGGAGAUGGAGUUGUGGUGGUGAAGAAGAGGAGAGCUAUAGCUCCGUCACUGCGGUUGAGGAUUCUGAGCUACGGCGGCUGA
This is a messenger RNA of Eruca vesicaria subsp. sativa (arugula), 369 nucleotides long. The record is from the annotation of a GenBank genome assembly. NCBI's taxonomy places the organism in Eukaryota, Viridiplantae, Streptophyta, Magnoliopsida, Brassicales, Brassicaceae.